This is a messenger RNA of Paraglomus occultum, 541 nucleotides long. The record is from the annotation of a GenBank genome assembly. Lineage: Eukaryota; Fungi; Glomeromycota; Glomeromycetes; Paraglomerales; Paraglomeraceae.
AUGAAGCUUGUCUGCAUUAUUUUCGUUGCCAUUGCGUCUAUCGUCAGCAUCAAUGCAGUUCCAACCAGCAAAAGGUUGGCUGAUUCCAUGACGAACGAGAAAGAUUCCAUCGCUGACAGAACGUUCAAAAAAGCGCCUGUUAACGUACCCAUUUUCAACACCGGGGAGGUUAGUCCUUUAUACUAUGCCGAAAUUGAAAUUUCAAAGCAAAAGUUCAACGUGUGCUUAGAUACUGGCUCGGCAGAUCUCUGGUUACCACAUCCAUCGUGCCAUGACGACAUUGCCUGCAUGGGAAAGAAAUCUUUUGAUUUUACCAAAUCGCCAACCUUCUCUACCGAAAACAAGCAAUUCCUUAACGGCUAUGGCUUUGGCAACGUCUCUGGUAUUGUUGCUACUGACGAUAUCUCAAUGGGUGGUCUCACUGCUCAUGGACAAAUUUUCGGUCUCGCCCUUCACGAAACAUAUAAUUAUGGCAACUCUAAAUUCGAUGGCAUUAUGGGCAUGUCUCUUGGUCGCGCAGAUAUACCAGGAUACAUCGGGG